UUUGCAGAUGUUGUAACUGGAACCAACGUGAUAAGUAAUGGCAAAGGCGAGAAGCACGAAAUCAAGUGCAUUCUAAUACAUCCAGGCUACACUGGUGAACAAAAGGAUUCCUGGAAAGAUGAUGUCGCUGUGAUCAUCCUGAAAAAGCCGAUCGUAUUUAACAAUUUGCAAAGACCAAUUCGUUUAGCAAGUAGAAACUAUACUACCGGCGGUUAUCGCGGUAUCGUAAGCGGAUGGGGAAGAACCUCAGUAAAUGGACCGGCCUCGUCAGUGCUUAAAUAUGUUGAUGUAAACAUCUUAAGCCAACAAAGCUGCCUACAAAGAAGAGGAUACCCACCCACCAGGGAAAAUCAGAUAUGUACACUGGACAGAGUUGGGAACGGUGCCUGCAGUGUGAGUUACUUUUACACUUACUUGUAUCUUAAAUUAUGCAUAACGCAUUUCACGAGCACUUAGAUAUGCGUAUAGUUUUCACUA
Molecule: messenger RNA, 477 nt
Organism: Wasmannia auropunctata (little fire ant)
Lineage: Eukaryota; Metazoa; Arthropoda; Insecta; Hymenoptera; Formicidae
Product: chymotrypsin-2-like
Exons: 2
Biological process (GO): proteolysis
Molecular function (GO): serine-type endopeptidase activity
Source: RefSeq, a predicted model, not a curated record